Molecule: messenger RNA, 1221 nt
Organism: Cucurbitaria berberidis CBS 394.84
Lineage: Eukaryota; Fungi; Ascomycota; Dothideomycetes; Pleosporales; Cucurbitariaceae
Product: UROD/MetE-like protein
Exons: 3
Coding region: 1-1221 (406 amino acids)
Molecular function (GO): zinc ion binding; 5-methyltetrahydropteroyltriglutamate-homocysteine S-methyltransferase activity
Source: RefSeq, a predicted model, not a curated record
AUGUCGUCACUCAAGAGAAGCCCACCUUUCCGCGCCGAGCACGUCGGAUCUUUGCUUCGACCCAAGGAGCUUGUGCAGAAGCGUUAUGACGUUGCCUCGGGCAAAGCCAAGCAAGACGAGCUCGAGCCUCUCGAAGACAAGUCAGUUGCGGACGUUGUGAAGCUGCAGCAGGACUGCGGCCUUAAGGUCGUUUCCAGCGGCGAGUAUACCAGACACAUGUUCUGGGGUACCUUCUUCGAGACCCUCAAUGGUAUGAAGGAGCUACAGCUUGGCGUACUGAAAGGCUACGACAAGGAUAUUUUCCGCGCUUAUGCACCCGAUGUAAAGUCAUUCAUGGAAGCGAAGGAAGUCCCCAACCAUGUGACCGUCUGCGUCGAUAAAAUCAGCCAUCCCGGCCAAUCGAGCAAUCAACGCGAAGUUGAUCUCAUGAAGAAGCUGCUUCCCGAGAGCGAGUGGAAGAACAUCAAGAUCACUUUGAUUUCGCCCUCAUGGUACCAUUUCCGCUACAUGAACGGACGAAGCUUCCCGAAGGAAGUAUACGCGAAUGAUGAUGAAUACUUUGAAGAUGUCGCAAAAGCGUAUCAGGAGGAGUUGAAGAUUCUGCACUCGCACGGUAUCAGGAACAUCCAGAUCGACGACCCCAACCUGGCAUACUUUUGCUCACAAGACAUGUUGGAAGGCUGGGCUGCUGAUAAGACCAACGACAAGACUGCUGAUGAGAUGUUCGAUUCAUAUGUCAAGUUCUACAACAAAUGCUUCGAGCGACCUGCGGACAUGCAUCUCGGCAUUCAUCUCUGCCGUGGCAACUACGUCGGUAGCCGCCAUUUCUCCGAGGGCGCAUACGACAACAUCGCAAAGAAGUUGUUCCAGGACCUCAACGUCGACACAUACUAUCUUGAGUACGACACGCCUCGUGCCGGUGGUUUCGAGCCGCUUGCGCACCUUCCUAAGAACAAGAACGUUGUUCUAGGUGUCAUCACAUCCAAGUUCCCCGAGCUCGAGAACAAGGAGGAGAUGAUCGCUCGUGUCAACCAGGCUGCUGAUUGGAUUGCCAAGGGCACUGGCCAAUCACGCGAAGAUGCUAUUCAGCAGUGCUGCGUCAGCCCCCAGUGUGGUUUCGCGUCGCAUGCAGAGGGUAACUCGCUGGGUUACGAGGAUAUGAGGAAGAAGCUGCAGCUGGUGAGGAGUAUCGCUGAUGCGGUAUGGCCAGGUCAGCCGUAG